UUUUUUAUAUUAUUAGAAAAAUCAAUAUUUCGAAUAUUUUGAAUUUCCCCGCUUUCUGAAUUGUCACGUGAUCGACGAUGAUGCACGAAUUGAAGACGAUCGAAAUACGACUGGACCGAUUCCAACAAUUGUCAAGAAUUUUUUAGAAAGUGAUUCUUAUAAAAAAAUGGUUCAAUUUCGCGAUGUAUAUGACGUUACAGCCCGUCAAAAGAAAAUCAUCGAAGAAAAAGCUGCUCGAAGAUUAGAGCUCCGAAAUGAAUAUCUUAAAAAAUAUCUAAAUCCUUAUAGACCUCUUGCUAAUGGAACAAUAUUCGAUGAGCCAAUUCAAAGAUUAAUAUCUUUACGAGAGACAAGGAGAGAAUUUAAUAGACCUACUAUUUUAAGUUGGGUCUAUCACACUAGUAUGGUAAUUGUACCCAUGAUUUUAACAACGCUGGCUGUUAAGAGAGAAAGAGAUGCUAAAGAACGUCAAUUCAGGACUGGUCAAAUUGCUUAUAAAGAUAGAUUCAUGCAAUUUGGUUAAGUUUAUAAAAUUGUUAUUGUAGAAAGGUGAGAGUGAAAAAUCAUUUAGCUUAAAUAAAGAAUUGUAUAUCA
Molecule: messenger RNA, 594 nt
Organism: Leptopilina boulardi
Lineage: Eukaryota; Metazoa; Arthropoda; Insecta; Hymenoptera; Figitidae
Gene: ND-B15
Exons: 4
Coding region: 167-523 (118 amino acids)
Cellular component (GO): mitochondrion
Source: RefSeq, a predicted model, not a curated record